ACACAAAAUGUCAAUAAUGUUUUGUUUGUUGUUUAUUUCCAGGCAUGGUGAGGAAAUUUUGAUAUUUGACAGAAACAUCAAAAAGUGUCUUAAGGGUAUUUUUCUCUCUUUAUUCCUUCCUUAUUUUCCUUUAUUUCUUUAUUUUAUUUUAAAGUUUGACUACUUUUUGCCACUUUCUCUUCGUCUCACUUGUUUUUCUAUUUUCAGUUUCACUGUCAAGACCAAUUCCAUUUCUCACUGGUCUCAAUAUGGGAAUUAACUACAACUGUUCUAAAACUAAAUGAUGCUUACAGAUCUGAGUAUCUUUUCCCAUCACAGCAUUUUCAGUAUGGUUUGUUCUAUUGCAACUAUGAAUGCAGUAACAGGCAGACAUAGUCAUGCAUACAAACAUUCCAUCUUUGCAGCAAAAUGAAAGAAAGAUAUUAAAAAGAAAGGGAGACAAAAUCUCAUGUAACUUUCUUCUGACUCAGAAGAAACAGAAUUGGAAUUGGAAGGAAUGGCAGAACUUAUUUUACAAGUCUUUCUAUUAACUAAAUUUGACUCUUUUGUUUUCUUUCCUUUUUUUUUUUUUUUUAAUGCUUGUCUUUGUGAGGGAGGAGUUAAAAUCCACAAUUUCAUUCAAAUGCAUGGAAAUUGAAAUGACUUGAUACAUUCCAAGGAAAAUCUCAAUUUUGUUUUCAAAAUCUGUCUUCAAGUCAAUUCUUGGUGGCUUAAUUUCAGAGAGAUAUUUAGAUAAUGGAAUUGUCUUCAUGGUUUCCAAUGCUCUUACGAUCUCAUUGGAAAAUUAGACACUGCUGAGGGAUUUCUUUGAGGAAAGGUGGAAGUCAGUAUGUGAUCUCGGCACCCUGAAAGACAAUUGAGGAACAUAUAUUCUUUUAAAAAAUGCUUGAAUUGAGAAAAUUUAUGAUGGAAUUUGUUAUUCCUUGGGCUGGUUGUUCUGAUAUCGACUGUAAAGUGAUUUAAAUUGUUCAGUCAUAAUACACUUCAGAUAUGAGUGAUCUAUACUUAGUUUCCUUUCAUAAUCCGUGGAUGUAUUGUUAGGUUAUUGAGUAAGUAGAGUGCAAUUAAUCUAGACUUGUUUGACUGUCUAUAUUAGAAUGAAUUGUAUAGUACCCUGGAAGGGCCUACUUUUGUCAUUUGGAGAGGGUGUAUACAGGAGUAGCUCAGAAAGACAGUUACAUUGUAAACCACAAAAGUUAGCCUACUAUAGGAGACUGGACUGAUACUUUAUGAUUUACACUUAAUCCUGGUGCCCAUUCACAGGGUGUAGAGAAAAUGUGGAACACCUGACGACAUGUGGAUGUUUUCAGUUUAUAUUUCCAGUACAAUGCCCAAGUUAGUGGGAAUCUAAAUCACUAGCUUUCAAGUGUUUCACCAUAAGGAGUUCCUUAAACUAGACAAUGGUUCAAAGGGUGUGCAUAUUAGGCAGUCUAAGUAUACCUGAAUUUGCUUAAAUAUUUUAGUAUAUUUACACUGGUAUUUGUUUAUUUUUCUGUGAUUGCUGUUUUUCAGGGUUUUACAGAGUCAAAAUGGAGUAUGAGAACAACACGGUAGUUAAAGAGUUUGCUGUAGGAUUUCCUCAAACCCACAAAGUCCAGAUGAUUCUCUUCUUCUUCUUCCUGCUGUUCUAUAUGAUAAUUCUCCCAGGCAACAUCCUUAUCAUUCUCACAAUUCAAGGGGAGUCCCAACUGGGAACACCCAUGUAUUUUUUCCUGGCCAAUUUGGCAUUCUUGGACAUCUGUUACUGUUGUGUGACCCCACCUAAAAUGUUGGCUGACUUUUUCUCACACCAUAAGACAAUCUGCUACAAUGCCUGUAUGGCGCAGCUUUUCUUCCUCCACUUCCUGGGAGCAGCUGAAGCUUUCCUGCUCAUGGCCAUGGCCUAUGACCGUUAUGUAGCCAUUUGCAAACCUUUUCACUACACCAGGCUUGUGAACAGGGCAGUAUGCUAUGUCCUGGUUGGAGCUUCAUGGGCAGGGGGCUUCAUCCACGGCAUCACUCUAUUUGCUCUCACCAUUGCUCUCCCCUUCUGUGGCCCCAACAUCCUGGACAACUUCUUCUGUGAUGUCCAUCAACUGGUUAAAUUGGCCUGUGCUAAUACUCACAUAGUGGAACUUUUGAUGUUUCUCAACAAUGGAGUUGUCAUUGUCAUGUGCUUUGCACUUCUCCUCAUCUCCUACACUGUCCUGCUGCUGAAGCUCCAGACACAGUCCUCCAAGGCAAAGAGCAAAAUUGUUUCCACCUGUGUUUCCCACAUCAUUGUGGUUUUUGUCAUGUGUGGCCCAGCUAUGUAUAUCUAUGUCUUACCCUUCCAAGCUGUCCCAAUGGAAAAGGUUGUUGCUCUUUUCCAUACAGUCAUCUUCCCACUGACUAAUCCCAUGAUCUAUACCCUGUGUAACAAGGAGAUCAGAAGCUCAGUGUGGAAGUUGGUCAGCAAAUACAUAUUUACGUGUGGAAAAAUAAAACAAACAAACAAACAAGUAUUUUAA
Molecule: messenger RNA, 2489 nt
Organism: Cygnus olor (mute swan)
Lineage: Eukaryota; Metazoa; Chordata; Aves; Anseriformes; Anatidae
Product: olfactory receptor 4N5-like
Biological process (GO): G protein-coupled receptor signaling pathway
Cellular component (GO): membrane
Molecular function (GO): olfactory receptor activity; G protein-coupled receptor activity
Source: RefSeq, a predicted model, not a curated record